UGUCGCCACUAUGAAUGGGACUUGUCUAUGAAUCAGCAAUCGGCACGGCGCCUUUGUUGUCAGUGUUAGGUUAGGUUUAUUGCACCUAGAAAGAGUUUUUGCCGGUCGCGCCGAGCCGGGCUUUGGGUUGGAGGCUGGCCCUCCGCGUCCUUGUGUGGCCCCCUACACUCGCGGAGCGCGGACCGACCGGGCGGCGCAGCGCACACCGACCGCGGUCACGUUGACGUUGCCGUCGCCAUUGCUGCAUGGCAUUAUUUGUUCCAAAUUUUAGGAGGGAAACUUACCCAUGCCGAUUUGGAUGAAAGGGCUCUUGAUGCUCUGAAAGAGUUCCCCAUCGAAGGUGCUGUGAAUGUACUGACACAGUUCCUCGAUGCCAAUCUGGAGCAUGUAUCUAAUAAGUCUGCCUAUCUCUGUGGAGUCAUGAAAACAUACCGCCAGAAGAACAGAGCGGGCCAAGCCGCAGCUCCCCCUGCAACACAAACAAAUACAGUUAAAGCUCCAGAUGAAGAAAAAAUUAAAGCAAUACUGGACAGGACUGGCUACUCACUUGAUGUGACCACAGGCCAGAGAAAGUAUGGAGGACCACCACCAGACUGGAAGGGGGCGGCACCUGGCAAUGGCUGUGAGGUAUUUUGUGGCAAGAUACCGAAGGACAUGUAUGAAGAUGAACUCAUCCCUCUCUUUGAAAAAUGUGGUACGAUUUGGGAUCUGCGACUGAUGAUGGAUCCUAUGUCUGGUCAAAAUAGAGGUUAUGCUUUUGUUACCUUUACUACCAAGGAUGCUGCGCAGCAGGCUGUGCGAGAGCUUGAUAAUUAUGAAAUCAAACCCGGCAAGAGUCUGAAAGUAAACAUUAGUGUUCCAAAUCUGCGACUUUUUGUGGGCAACAUUCCAAAAUCAAAAGGCAAAGACGAGAUACUGGAGGAGUUCAAUAAAUCAACAGCUGGUCUCACUCAAGUCAUCAUAUACAGUUCACCAGAUGAUAAGAAGAAAAAUAGGGGCUUCUGCUUCUUGGAGUAUGAGUCUCACAAAGCCGCUUCCCUUGCCAAGCGGCGACUUGGAACAGGUCGCAUUAAAGUUUGGGGCUGUGACAUAAUCGUGGAUUGGGCUGAUCCCCAAGAAGAGCCAGAUGAAAGCACUAUGUCUAAAGUGAAAGUACUGUAUGUUAGAAACCUUACUCAAGAUUGUUCUGAGGAAAAAAUGAAAGAAUCUUUUGAACAAUUUGGUAAAGUUGAGAGAGUAAAGAAAAUUAAAGACUAUGCAUUUGUUCAUUUUGAAGAACGUGACAGUGCUGUCAAGGCUAUGGAAGAAUUGAAUGGAAAGGAUAUAGUCGGUGGUGGUUCAGCUAUUGAAGUGUCACUGGCCAAGCCUCCAUCUGAUAAGAAAAAGAAGGAAGAAAUGUUGCGAAACAGGGAAAGAAGGAUGAUGCAAAUGAUGCAGAUCAGAGGAGGCAUGAUGCCAACCCCAAUCCCCAUGCGAGGGCCUGGUGGCUCUGGACCUAGGAAUAGUGGUGCUGGUAUGCGAGGACCCAUGGGCAGAGGCGACUAUGAUUAUGAUUACGAGUAUUUCGGUUAUGGGGAUUACCGAGGCGGCUACAGUGAUCCUUAUUACGAUGACUAUUACCGCUAUGAGGAUUACUAUUACGAUAUUCCGUCAGCAGCUCCACCUGCCAGAGGACGGGCGAGGCAACCUCAGCCGGGUGGCCGUGGCCGUGGGCAGGGAACAGCAGCGGGUCCGGGCCGUGGUCGGGGCGCUGGUCCGGGCACGGGUCCGGGUCGUGGGGGUCCGGGGGCGCAGGGCCCCAGGGGGGGGCGCCAACCCGCAGCCUCCGGGGGUCGUGGGGGUCCGCGGUCGGGGCCCACCGGACGUGGGCAGGCCCGAGGCAAGGGAAGUUUGUCAGGUGAGGAUGGCAAGCGCAAGUUUGAUGGAAGUCACCAGAACCAGGGGGAAACAAAGCGUCGUUACCAGAACUCUUGGAGUAAUUCUCCAAACACCCACCAGCAUCUCAACAAUGCCUAUAAUAAUGUAGGCAUGAAUGGAGGUGGCUUUGGGUCGAACGCUGAGCCACAGUUUUUCCAAGAUACUUUCACGCCUUGGAGUUAAACUGCCUGAUGUGGACUGCAUUAGUGGAAUAUGACUGUGACUGUUGUCCGAGCAGCCCGUCCAUUGACUUGCUUAAUAUCCGUGAAACGGAGCUAAGUCAGAAAAUGUAAAAUGUGUGCGAGCAUUUGAGGCUCCAGAAAUACAUGGACCACUGUGAAGUAGUGUGGUCUACAAGUGAUGUAAAGACUUUUUUUUAUUGUUAAUGGUGGUUGUUGAAAUGGAAGCUGGAAAGGGAGGGCUACAAAAGAUUACCAUAAUAGCCCUGUCUUUUUAGUUUCCAUUGGAUAGUUAUUAUCAUGAAAGCUGUCAUUGUCGAUUGUUGCUCAUUAUUUGAAACCUUAAACAUCUACCAGUACCAUGUGUGUUUAUGACUGAUAAAACGGCAAAGAGAGCUGCAAAUGCCAUAGGAAACUAAUGAACUAAGUAUCCACCACCUCUGUAUGGAAACCACAUGUAAGUGCACAUCUGGUCUUAUUUGGCUCACCAACCUCAUCUUAUUGCUUGUCACACAGUAUCAUGAGACCUCACUAUUUCAAACUGUUCGAAACAUGUCGUAAACUCUGUCACCUUCUCACUUAAAUUCUAACCUCCCUCUAGUUCUGGAGACAAAUAUUUUGAGGGACUGUUCAAUCAUCCAAGAAGUCUCUUGCAAUAUUCAUCAUUGCAGCUGAUUUUUGUCUUUAAAUCUUUGAAUCCUUUAUUUUCAUAGAUACUUAAUUGAAAGAAUGAAUGGAUCAUGUGGUGGUGUAUGUUAGGUUGACAAGAGCCUGUUAAAAGUAAAGGACCUGUUUGUUACUUUCUUUUUGUAUGUUUACUUUUAUUGCCACAAAUGUAUUUUUUUAUAAAGGAAGGGUAUUAAAUUUCUUAUAAUAAAAUGGCAUAAUUUUGAAGGCCAUGUUAUCCUAGGAUUGAUCCUUAGUCACAGGAUGCAUUCAUGUGAUCACCGUAUGUACUCCACAACAUCAGGAUCAAAUGUGAGAGUCUAUUUUGAAUGACGGAUGUUACUUGAUUAUGUUUGUAUUUUCAAUGGCAAAUGUUGUUUGAUUGUUUGUAUGUCAUGCAAAGAGUUCGCACUUGUAUCACUGGAGGAUUAAAAAUUUAAAGAACAAAGCUUUCUCACAAGGAAACAGCUCUUUGCUUUUGUUAGUUUAGCACUUAAGUGUUGAAAAGAACUUUUUUUUGUUUUGACAAAUUCUUUGCCACUUUCUGCUUUUCUUUUAUUUUUCCCUAUUAGUGUUUGAAAUUUUAGUGACUUUUUGUCUGUUAGAUUGCUUUGCUUUUUCACUUUUAACCUGCCUUUCGAAGUGUUCUUGAUAUGAAUUAGUGAUGUAGAGAAAAGAAAGUCUAAAUAUAUUCAUUUUAAAUAAAAAUAAAUGGAAAAAAAAUGAAUUUCUAGAUCCAUCUGUCAAGAUGUUACUUUUGCAGGUCAUUAUAUGAAACUACUCGGUAAGAUUUUAAAAUAAAAUCAAAAAUAUUCCUGUGAAAAAUUUGAUGUUUUUAGUUUCAUACCCAUCAAUCAUCAAUAAAGUACAAAGCAGGAUA
Thrips palmi is the source of this 3642-nucleotide messenger RNA. RefSeq names its product heterogeneous nuclear ribonucleoprotein Q (gene Syp). Gene Ontology annotation, molecular function: mRNA binding. Lineage: Eukaryota; Metazoa; Arthropoda; Insecta; Thysanoptera; Thripidae. The record is from RefSeq and is a predicted model, not a curated record. Bases 421 to 2100 code for a protein of 559 amino acids. Gene Ontology annotation, cellular component: nucleus; ribonucleoprotein complex. The transcript is spliced from 12 exons.